Molecule: messenger RNA, 582 nt
Organism: Triplophysa dalaica
Lineage: Eukaryota; Metazoa; Chordata; Actinopteri; Cypriniformes; Nemacheilidae
Gene: ndufa12
Product: NADH:ubiquinone oxidoreductase subunit A12
Exons: 4
Coding region: 46-486 (146 amino acids)
Biological process (GO): mitochondrial respiratory chain complex I assembly; response to oxidative stress
Cellular component (GO): membrane
Source: RefSeq, a predicted model, not a curated record
CGGUGUGGGACAGUACGUCAGUGUUUAGAUUCCGUCAGUGAUGUGAUGGCGGCGUACAUCAAUAUAGUGCGGAGGGCCGUGGGUCAGCUCACCGGUCACGGCGGAAUCAAAGGUUUUUUCGUGCAGCUUUUCAGGGCGAAUGACAUCAAGACAGGAGCUUUGGUGGGGAUUGACAAAUAUGGCAACAAAUACUUUCAGGACAAUAGAUACUUCUUUGGCCGUCACAGAUGGGUCAUUUACACCACAGAGAUGAAUGGCAAGAGGACAGUAUGGGAUGUUGAUGGCAGCAUGGUUCCCGCUGAAUGGCAUCGUUGGCUGCACUGCAUAACUGAUGACCCGCCCACUACUCACCCUCCUGAGCCUAAGAAAUUCCUGGCUAAGGUUCAUCAGAUUAACCUUAGUGGCACGCUGAACUGCUAUGUUCCUUAUUCCACCACCCGCAGGAAGAUUCAUGAAUGGGUACCGCCAAAAGUUGGGGAGCAAUAAUUCCCCACAGUUAUUCUGGCACCUUUAUUCUCCUGUCGGUGACGUUCUGUAAAUUGUAGCCGAAAUUUAUAAUUAAAUAAAUUAACAUAAAAAUAA